CAUGGUUUCCAUACACUCGUAUCAGCUCACAUGGUCCAAACAUGUUCUGAUUAGGAAAUUCCUUCCUAUAUAAACACGGUCUUCUAGUUAAGGAAAUAAACCUACAUCUGUCCUUCUAACGACAACUACUACCCUGAACAAUAUGAGGAGUUUACUGUUACUGUGUUUGGCUGUUCCUGUAGUGUCAGGCUUUGUAUUGGAUAGUUUUGGUCUGAGUACAAAGGUCAACACAGUAUCAGAACUAGACGUAGCUAAAUAUCUCGGGAGAUGGUACCAGAUGUAUGCUAGUGAGUCUGUUUAUGCCACAUUCGAGCGAGGAGCACAAUGUGUUACCGCCGACUACUCACUAAAACCAGGAGUAACCAACAACAUCACAGUACUAAACUCUGAGACAGUAGACAGUCCUACCUCACCACUGAAAGUAACUCACGGAUACGCCCUGCCAUCGGACAAACCUGGACAACUGACCGUCGUCCUUGAAACUGCUCCUUUACCAGCUCCAUAUUGGGUUUUAAAGUUAGGACCAAAAACCUUUGGCACUGAUGGUCAAUACCAAUAUUCCAUUGUCAGUGAUUUCGUUAAAGCAACCCUGUUCGUGUUGGCACGUGAUACAACGACAUUUAAAACAUACGAACCAGAAAUCCUUCAAUUCCUAAAAGAGCAAGGAUUUACCUCUUUCAUAAACAAACCAGUAAAAACCUACCACGGAUCAGACUGCCAUUACAAUCCAAAACACCAGUAAACCAUACCACGGAUCAGACUGCCAUUACAAUCCAAAACACCAGUGAACCUACCACGGAUCAGACUGCCAUUACAAUCCAAAACACCAGUGAACCUACCACGGAUCAGACUGCCAUUACAAUCCAAAACACCAGUGAACCUACCACGGAUCAGACUGCCAUUACAAUCCAAAACACCAGUAAACCAUACCACGGAUCAGACUGCCAUUACAAUCCAAAACACCAGUAAACCAUACCACGGAUCAGACUGCCAUUACAAUCAUAAUCAUCAGUUAUCACCACUAUCAUAUAUAUUUUGUAUUUUCUUAAAUCUGUGAUUAAAUAUUUCUUACUUUU
Mytilus trossulus (common blue mussel) is the source of this 1076-nucleotide messenger RNA. RefSeq names its product apolipoprotein D-like. Lineage: Eukaryota; Metazoa; Mollusca; Bivalvia; Mytilida; Mytilidae. The record is from RefSeq and is a predicted model, not a curated record. The transcript is spliced from 3 exons. The coding region runs from base 143 to 742 and encodes 199 amino acids.